Messenger RNA from Orbicella faveolata, 1662 nucleotides. Its product is annotated as protein FAM151B-like. The record is from RefSeq and is a predicted model, not a curated record. Lineage: Eukaryota; Metazoa; Cnidaria; Anthozoa; Scleractinia; Merulinidae.
UAUCUGAUAGAUGUAGUCUGGGAACUAACGAAAUGGCCGUCGAUCGUUUUCGAUGACGAACGGGAAAAUUUUAAUCGGUGCUUUGGCGUUAACGCUGUUCUUUCUAGUGGCUGGGUUAGUCCGUAGCUUUUUCCAGUUUCCUGAAGAUAAGGUUGUUGGCACCAGGCUCUUAAAGUCCAGCAUGAUGGAGGGGAGAAUGAGAACCAAUGAGAAGCAUGUUGCAGUGGAUGUCCUCAAGUUUUUUCAUCUUGAGGAUGGUUUGGAGUUGCGUUGGGUCCAUGCAGUGAACAGUCAAAAAAGACUUCAGGAAGCCUUAUCUGGAAAGACCAUGAUGCUGGAGGCAGAUGUUUUGCUGCGCCCUGCAGAUGGAACACCAAUUAUGGCUCACCCUCCCGAUACCGAAAGUGACCUUUCACUUGAACAAUUUCUCAAAGAAACCAUUGGCACAACUAAAGGUAUCAAGUUGGAUUUCAAAAGUACAGCUGCAAUUGAACCUUCCUUGAAAAUUCUCUUAGAUAUAACUUCAGGGCAAGAAGUACAUAACCCGGUAUGGUUCAAUGCUGACGUCAUACCUGGUCCAUGCCACAAAGAUACUGAAUGUAAUGAUGCAGUUAUUGAUCCACACGUUUUUCUUUCUCUUUGUGCCAAGUAUUACCCCUCAGCUGUCCUUUCCGUUGGGUGGACAACUGGGGAACAUAUUUUUGUGGAAAAGGAUUUCUAUGAGUGGCAUUUUGUUAACCCAAUGAAAGACUUGCUGUCUGACGUAUCACAAGCUAUCACCUUCCCUAUCAGAGCCAACAUGGUUGGUAACUCAACGGAACAGAUCACUUGGCUUCUCAGUCUCUCAGAUCAAUACACGUUAACGAUUUGGUCAACAAACUUCGACGAGCCAAACAUGAAAGAAUUGGUGAGCCUGCGAAAUAAAGUCGACAAAAGUAGGAUUUUUUAUGACAUACCUCCUGAUCAGGAAAUAAAGUUUAUGGAAGAACUUAAGCACCAAAAUUAGAUGUAUUUAUGAGGACAUUAUGCGAGAAUCGUGGAUAAAGAUGUAAAGAAUGGAUUUAAAGUGUGAAACGCAAAUCUCUUAUUUUGUUUUCAGUUUCACGGUGGAGAAAAUUUGUGAAAACAUCUCUUAUGAGAAUCUGCUCUUCAAAACAGCUACGAGUCUCAGACUUACUGAGAGACUGGCAAACAAUUUUGACAGUCGCGAAAUUACACUGAAGACAUUUGUAACACUAGUCACACAAAGUCAUAGAUAAUUAGAAAUAGAUAACGACAUUUGCAGGACAUCGCGAGGAAUCUAUAGGGGAAACUUUGCUUGGAAUAUAGAACAAUACAGAUAAACAAACUCUUUGUGUUCCCUUGGUCUUUAACAAUGCUUGGUGUGGUUAGAAAAUCUCCCUUGAAAGACUUCCCCUAUCGUUUACCAUUGUCAAAGUUGAACAACAUUUUUUUCUUGCUCGAGCGUGUGAAAAACGUUUGGAGAUCUGUUUACGUCAUUAAAUACGAUAACACUAAAUGUCCAAUAGUUGAUAACGCUGCUAUAUAUUCGUAUCAAGUCCAGGUGUGCGUUAUUUUCCUUGAGAAAAAAUUCCUAAGAAAAUACGCGCGUUGAUUGGUUAAAAAUCGUGUUUCUAUAACUCGAUAGAAACACAGAACUAG